This is a messenger RNA of Epinephelus fuscoguttatus (brown-marbled grouper), 2732 nucleotides long. It is a transcript of the gene amh, whose product is annotated as anti-Mullerian hormone. The coding region runs from base 143 to 1699 and encodes 518 amino acids. The record is from RefSeq and is a predicted model, not a curated record. Gene Ontology annotation, molecular function: growth factor activity. Gene Ontology annotation, biological process: gonad development. The transcript has 6 exons. Lineage: Eukaryota; Metazoa; Chordata; Actinopteri; Perciformes; Serranidae.
CAAUAUCCCAGAGCGUUCCCCAGUUAGUGAGAAGGGAAGGUGGGAGGAUGUGACUCCCUUCCUCGAGAGCUUGACCCACACAAAACAAGCGAGUGAGGAAGGUCUGACCACACAGGCAGACCAGACGUACAGACAGUGAAGCAUGCUGUUUGUGGACGUCUUCUCCUGUGGAGCGUUGAUGCUCUGCUGCGCCCGGCUCUGUGCAGCCCUGCAGGUCUCACAUGGACAGCAGCUGAUGGACAACCCCGCAGUGACAGAGCACACCCCUCCAUCAGCCUCCACUGUCUCCCAUCACGGCCCUCACAGUGCACCGUGCUUUGUGGAUGACAUAUUUGCAGCGCUGCGUGAAGGUGUUGGGAGCCACGGUGAACUCACAAACCGCAGUUUGGCUCAGUUUGGGAUCUGCACUGAAUCUGACAGCUCUUCAGUCUUAUUACAGCUGGCUAAGGAAACAAACAAAAACCAGGGAAAUGGAUUGGAGGUUUUGCAUCCAGGUGGAGGAAUCAGAGGUGUCAAAGAUGAGACGGGAACUCUCGUGUUGACCUUUGAACUCUCACUGUCCCCUUUGCUGAAGGUGAACCCUGUGCUGCUGUUGGCAUUUGAAAGUCCGCUCACAGGACGAAACCUGGAUAUCACUUUCACGAGUCAGUCGCUGCAUCCAAGCACACAGUCUGUGUGCAUCUCAGGAGAAACGCAGUACAUAGUGCUGACAGGAAAAGCAACACAAGGCAACGUUCAGCAGACUUGGAUGAUUUCUGUUGAGACAAAAACCCCUGACACGAACCAAAUCCUAAAAGACAUCCUCAUUGGUGGAAAACCAGGAAGUAACACCAGUGUCACUCCUCUUCUGCUUUUCUCUGUGGAAAGAGGAUCUGAUACAAGACAUACACACGCCUCUUCACACACCUCCUUCUUCUGUGAGCUGAAGCGUUUCCUGCGUGACGUCCUGCCUCAGGACCACUCUGCGUCCCCUCCCCUCCAGCUGGACUCCCUGCAGUCCCUGCCUCCUCUCACGCUAGACUUAUCCUCCAGCGAGACCCUGCUGGCAGGACUGAUCAACUCCUCCUCCCCCACCAUCUUCUCCUUCACCGGCUGUUGCUCCAUGUUUCAGACGCACGAUGGAGAGCUGGCCUUGUCUCCUGCGCUGCUGGAGGAGGUCAAGCGCAGGUUGGAGCAAACUGUGGUGCAGAUAAUGGAGGUAAUAAUGGAGGAGGAGGUUGGUCACAGAGCUGCAGAGAGGCUGGGAAGGCUCAGAGAUCUCAGUGCAUUUCCGAAGACGGAACCAGCAGCAGGAGGGAGCCAGUACCGUGCGUUCCUCCUGCUGAAGGCCCUACAGACGGUAGCCGGUGCAUAUGAGGUGCAGAGAGGACUGCGGGCGACCAGAGCUGGACCCAACAACCCAGCGAGAGGCAACAUAUGUGGGCUGAGGAGCCUCACUGUGUCCCUUGAAAAGCGUGUUGUGGGACCAAACACUGCCAACAUCAACAACUGCCAUGGCUCCUGUGCUUUCCCCAUGGUCAACACCAACAACCACGCCGUCCUGCUCAGCUUCCACAUCGAGAGUGAGAAUGCAGACGAGCGGGCGCCGUGCUGUGUGCCUGUGGCCUAUGACGCCCUGGAGGUGGUGGACUUGAACGAACAUGGGACGUACUUGUCCAUUAAACCAGAUAUGGUGGCGAAGGAGUGUGGUUGCCGUUAAAGCUGUUUUUGUCUUGGAGUGAAGUUGUGACAUAAAAGAUAUUUCACAGAUUUUCACUGACCACAGUCUGUUUGACACUUUAAGUGUCAUUUAAAGCAGCUAUAAGGAGUUUUUAACCGAUUAUGAAGCAGUCUCGAUUUACAUACCUGAGACCGUCAGCAAGAAGAUUUGCUUUUUCUGAAUCGUUAUUCUUAAAUGUAUUGCAAUUAUUCACGGCACACAGACAGGAAGUGUGUUAGCAUUUCUAGGCAAACUUAAGUGGGAUUAACACCUAUGCAUCAGCUCAGAGCCUACGCCGCGGCCUACGCUGUUCAUACUCGUGCGGUGGUGUGUCUGUGUCAUUCUGCAGUUACACCUCCAAAAUACUAGUUGGCGGCAGGUAGAGUUUAGUUGAUCCAAAACACACAUUAAACACACAUUAAACAUGGCUUAAUAGAGACAAUUUCAAACACAAGUACACAAAUCAGCUUCACUAUAACUCGCAGCAUUCACAAAGCACUUGUCUUUAUCUGGACACAUUUUCCCCACAAAUACAACAUGCUAAUGUUUUUAGCACAAGCCUAUGGCAUUUUACAUUGUAUAAAUUAGCCUAGUAGCUAUCGGACAUUUCUUCUGCUCAUAUGACACCAGGGACAACAGCAACAUUUAACUGAGGUAACGUUAUAAAAUUUGGCUCCAUUACAACUCACAAAGCUCACCAACAAAACAACUGUCUUAAGCUAAACACAUUUUCUAAACAAAUAUAAGAUGCUAACGUUAUUAGCACAAGCCUAUGGCAUUUUACAUUGUAUAAAUUAGCCUAGCGAUGAAUGGAGAUAUCCACUGCUCAUAUGAAGCCAGGAUAAAUCACACACAAGACUUAAAAUGCUAUUUUGUGGAGGCUUUAUUGUCUUCACAAUUUAUUGUUUCUUAUCUAUGAAAUAAAAGUAAAUAAAAGCUUCGUUUCCACUGAGGGAAAUGGUUUCAGGUUACAAAAAUAGACAGGAAGUCUGUGUCACCACGACGUGUAGUUAUGUUUCUGGGGAGGUGCCUG